AUGGAUGGAAAUGCUUUUUUGUUCAGAAUCCCAAACGCUGCCAGCCUGCCACUCGAGCUCGGGUUCUUGCUCAACGCCUCUGGAAUAUUGAAAGCUGGUGACCUCAAAUUUCUGCACCUUUCAACUGCGAAUAAAACAAACUUGGAGGUGGCUAAGGUCUUCACCAUCAUCGAUCCGAGAAAACCGCUGCCGGAGGUAGUGAACGUGCGGUUCCAGUCGGGUGAGGUUUGGAGAGUAAACGUUGCUAGCCCUUGGAUGCCUCAAGUUUGUUCUCACUGCAAAGAAAUAGGGCAUAGCAUUAAGAGAUGUAAGAAAGCGCCUCCCACAUACUCUAUCUGUAAAUCCUCUGCUCAUUCUGAUGAGAAGUGCACGAGAUCGAAAUCAAAGCAGAAGAGUUUUAAGGGAAAAGCAUCGGUAGAAGCUUUGCAAGGUCAGUACAUUGCCGUUUCAAAGAAGCUUGAUAAGCCAGCCUCUGCUCCUCUACAAAAGGACAGCGGCAAUGCUAAGAGUGGAAAAGAGUCAUAUUUCAACCAGUCUCUUGUUGGUGAAUCGAGUGCAAUGAGCACUGUUGUUGUUGAGGAAGCUUCGAGAGUGGAGAAAGCUAAUGGAAAGGGGAUUAUGCUCUCUUUCUUGGAGGCUGAACCAGAAUCUUCUGAUGUGGAAUCAACUGAUUCAGAGGAAGGAGAAUUGAGAGAUAAAGAAGAUGAUUUUAUUUGA
This is a messenger RNA of Eutrema salsugineum, 717 nucleotides long. RefSeq lists its product as uncharacterized. Lineage: Eukaryota; Viridiplantae; Streptophyta; Magnoliopsida; Brassicales; Brassicaceae. Bases 1 to 717 code for a protein of 238 amino acids. The record is from RefSeq and is a predicted model, not a curated record. The transcript is spliced from 2 exons. Gene Ontology annotation, molecular function: zinc ion binding; nucleic acid binding.